Messenger RNA from Knipowitschia caucasica, 399 nucleotides. The record is from the annotation of a GenBank genome assembly. Lineage: Eukaryota; Metazoa; Chordata; Actinopteri; Gobiiformes; Gobiidae.
AUGAUUUUUGUCCAGAGAAAACUCACUCCUGCUGUAGACUCAGCCCAGGGCCCAAGACCUUCAGGACCCAAAGACCUCAGGAACCCCAGUGACCUCAGCCCCAAGACCUUCAGGGCCCAAGACCUCAGGAACCAGACCUCAGGGCCCAAUACCUCAGGGCCCAGACCUCAGGGCCCCAAGACCCUCAGAGCCCCAUACCUCGGGCCCCAGAGACCUCGGACCCAAGCCUCAGGGCCAAGACCUCAGGGCCCAAGACCUCAGGGCCCAAAGACCUCAGGGCCCAAGACCUCCGGGCCCAAGACCCUCAGGGCCCAAGACCAACAGGCACACAAGACCUCAGGGCCAAGGCCCUCAGAGCGACACAAGGGUUUGUCUGAUUCCCUGUUUAUGAAACCAUGA